AUGUCGUCUGUGUAUUAUGUAGGUAGACGAGUGUCAUUCAAAGGCCGAUUGUGUACCAUCCGCUAUAUCGGGACGGUGGAUGGUACCAAAUCAGAUAAAGAGUAUCUCGGAGUCGAGUGGGAUGAUUUGAAAGGCAAACACGACGGCGUUCACCAGGGAAAAAGAUAUUUCACAUGCUUAAACCCUUCGCCCACCGCUGCAUCAUUCAUUCUCUCCUCUUCCCGCACUGCUGAUUCAGAGCGAUCCUUCGUUAAUGCUGUCCGGGAGAAAUACGGUACACCACGCACGACGGAUGAUUCAGAUGAAAUCGUUAUCUCCGGGAAAACUGUAGAGGAAGUCGGAUUUGAUAAGGUUAGAUCACAGCAGGCUCGAUUGCAUGAAUUGAAGAUUGUCUUGGUCGACGGUCAACGAGUCAACAGUGCCGAGAACUCAUCUCUCGAGAUCAAGACUGUCUGUCCAAAAAUCGAAGAGCUGGAUCUAAGUAGGAACCUUUUUACCAAGCUCUCGGAAGUAGCAAAAAUAUGCUCUGAGCUUCACAAUUUGAAGACUCUGAGAAUUAGUGGAAACCGAUUUCAAGAUGUCCUCGAGGACUCUCGUCUAGCUAUGGACAACCCUUAUGUCUCUACGUUCUCAAAUGUCACAGAUCUCACUAUGGAUGAGAUGCUACUUGAUUGGGCCUGGAUUGUUGAUAUUGUUACCCAAUUUCAGCAACUCACGAGACUUGCGACCUCCAUGAAUGGAUUCACAAGGCUCAGGCAUCCUCUGCAAGCCGAGGGCCUGCUAUCAUUAACUUUGGAGUACAACUCAUUUCAAAGUAUCACAGAUGUUAUUGUCCUAAGAAAGUUGAACUCUCUUGAGGUCCUGCGGUUGAAGGGGAAUGAAAUCUCUAAAAUCGACGAAGAGCCAUACGAGCUUCCAAAGCUACCUUCGUUCGGCAAACAGUUGAGACAUGUUGAUCUGUCCUACAAUGCGGUAUCUGAUUGGAAGUUUGUCAAUGACUUGGACCAUGUCUUCCCUGGCAUGACAUCUCUUCGAUUCGCCCAUAAUCCAAUCUACAAAAUUAGCAAAGAUGCGGGAUCGUUCUCGAGUAUGGACGAUUCGUACAUGUUUACGCUGGCACGAAUCGGAGGACUAGACACAUUGAAUUUCAGCAAGAUCACCCCAGCAGACCGCACCAAUUCAGAGAUGUUCUACCUCUCCCAGAUCACUAAAGAGGUAUCCGAAGCACCAGAAAAUAAAGAAACAGAGGUGAUCUCCCGUCAUCCUCGUUAUGCCGAGCUUUGUGAGAAGCAUGGUGCACUUACAAUCAUCCGCAAGGAAGAAGGAAUCAUCAAUCCCAAUCUUUUAGAAGCUCGUUUGAUCAGAUUCAAAUUCUAUAUGCCACCGAACAGCCGGCCAGGCCAGACGGACGAGAUCAGAUUGCAGAGGGAGCUUCCCAUGUCGUUUGAUGUCUAUCGAGUGAAGGGGCUUGUGGGCAAGAUGUUCAUCAUUCGGCCAAUGUCCCUGCGUUUGAUUUGGGAAACGGAAGAAUGGGACCCUGUGGCUGAGUAUGAGGAGUAUGAGGAAGAUUAUGAGGACGAGGGGAUGCUUGAUGAAGAAAUUGUUGCGAAGAGAGAAAAGGGGAAGUGGAUGAAAAGAGAGGUGGAGAUUGAAGAUGGUACGAGACAAGUGGGAAAUUGGGUGGAUGGUCUAGAAGCCACUGUGAGGAUAGAGUUAAGGUGA
Molecule: messenger RNA, 1722 nt
Organism: Cadophora gregata
Lineage: Eukaryota; Fungi; Ascomycota; Leotiomycetes; Helotiales; Ploettnerulaceae
Exons: 4
Coding region: 1-1722 (573 amino acids)
Molecular function (GO): protein binding
Source: RefSeq, a predicted model, not a curated record